AGGAUGAAUGGGCUCCCACCUUUUGGAUCUUUAAGUCUCGUAGAUAAAGAUAAUCAGUCCUACUUACAAGAACUUCAUCAUGAAAAAGACAGACUGGACGGCAGUUUACGGCACUGUAAAAGACUUAUCGAACACGAGAUCCAACACGUACAGCAGUCAGCAUUCGUACAUCCCAUGUUCUGGAGGAUCCGAGUAGAGACUUUACCUACACAGAUUAUCAGUGCAGAUGGAGCUAAUGUCAUCGUCAAGGCCAGUGGAAAAGUCUACUUGCCAGUCCAAGAAAAUCCUGAUGCAAGGAUGAGCGGCAUGCCACAAGAUUUCAACUUUGUGGGGAGGCUACUUGGACCACGAGGUCUGACUCUGCAGCGUCUGCAGGCGGACACCCGAACAAAGAUGACCGUUCUUGGUCGAGGCAGCAUGAGGGACAAGCAAAAGGAGGACGAAUUGAGGAGCAAGCCCAAACACGAGCACUUGCUGGAGGAGCUGCACGUGCUAAUUGAAGUAGAGGGAGCUCCCGGGGUAGCAGAGGCUAGAUUCCAUGCUGCUUCUGCUGAGAUUAAACACAUUUGUCUCCCUGUGGACCCGCUACAUGAUCAGAUAAAGAACGAACAGUUACGUGAGCUGGCCGUCCUCAACGGUACAUUCCAGCCCGACUAUUUGGGGGGCAACAGUUCCAGAGGUCGUGUACAGACGAUGACCUCCAGGAUACCUGGUGGUGCAGGUGGAGGAGCUCGCGCGAUGCGCCCCACCUCAGCGGGGGGUACCACAGGAGGCCCGGGUGGUGUCUCCACCGGGGGGCUCCCACCCACUUUCCCACGUAACGUACAAACGCAAUUGUUGCGUAACACUAGCCCAAUAGAUCCGUUCCUGACUCCUGCCGUAAGUGCAAAACAGCAAGUGCCCUUCCUAAAUGAAAUCAGUUCUCUAUUGGCCUCCUACAUGUAAUAUCUACAUGUAUCAGUGUUGUGACGAAGCCCUGGUCUUGGUUCGGCGGUAACAAUCACCCGCCCGGUCCCUCUUCAGGUCAUCUCCGAUAAUGCACGUGCUGUGCGCGCUGCGCGCUACAAGACUCGCCAGCACGUGCACCCCUUUUCUCGUCACAACUUGGAUUCACGCCACGCUAAAUCGACCACAUUUUUAUACUGUAUGUGCCACGUGGAGCCCAAUUAAGAACACUAAUUUCCCAUGAACUGCACUGUUUGGUAUAAAGUUAUAAUGAAUAAUGAAUAUAUCAUUACAUCGCUGUAAGGUUUACUGCUAAUGCUACGCAAAUAUACAAUAUAAAUUAAUUGGUAGUGUUAUAGUGUUAUCUUUACAGCCCUAUUUUUCAGGUGCAACAGUUAAAUCGUUAUUCAGUUUAAUAAAAACCCGUUUUCAAUAAUAUAUGCAACAUUUUUAAUAUUAAAACCCAUUGCUUACUAAUGAAAUGAUUAGUGGAAAAGCCAAAUCUCUGUAUAUUAUCAUCUAAAACUGUUAAUAUAUUAUAAUAAAGAUUGAGCAAAUGUAAUACGAUACAGGGUCAUAGUCAUUUAUUAACACAAUCUUUCUUAAAAUCGUAUUAUCAAAGAAAAGUUGCAUUCCCAUCGCACAAAGUUAUAUAUCAUGGUAAUUGGUAACCUGGUAACCUGGUAACCUGGUAACCUGGUAACCUGGUAACCUGGUAAUCUGGUAACCUGGUAACCUGGUAACCUGGUAACCUGAUGUGUUCAGUUUGAAUUAACGUUUGCUUUAACCUAUAAACAUAGAUAUAGUAGGGGUUUCACUUGCAAAUAUCUAUGUUAUCAAGCAUUUAAUUUAUUCAAACUGAUACAAUAUCAGCGGUAAAACUUAGUGCUUUGUGUUUUAUACCAGUGUAUCUUCCUAUGUUAACGCUCUAAAAUAUCAUGCUUAAAACGCCGUGGGUAGAGCACCCGAAACAUAUAUUUUAAUAAAAGCAUUAAGUUAAUAAUAUUGAUUACACUCUCUGCUGGAUAGUAUGUCUCAGAUGUAUGUUUCUAAACUUGAUAUUAGUGGUUAUGACCGGGGUAUGUGUCCUUUUCACAAGUUACUAUACCUCAUAAUAGGCUUGUAGCAUUAGCUCGUAUCUAGCUAACAGGUCAAACCGUAUAGCUAGGAAGCUUUUGAAACUGACUAUUAUAAAUCAUAGUUCUAGUAGGUGUUUAGUAUUUUUGUAACCACGUGAUAUAUUUUAGGCUUUGUCUCAUUCUUCCUUUGACACAAGUACUACAUUCUACACAAACCCCGGAUAGCUUUACUUGUGAGAUGCUGGUAGUAACCAUAGUAAAAUGGCGAUAGCUGGUAGUAACCAUAGUAACUUGGCGAUAGCUGGUAGUAACCAUAGUAACAUGGCGAUAGCUGGUAGUAACCAUAGUAACAUGGCGAUAGCUGGUAGUAACUAAGUAGUAUAGGUCAGGUUUGCUAUAUUUGCUAAAACUACCUAUUGCUCUGUCUGUUAAGGGUAUCCUUUAGGGUCUAAUAUAUCUACGUGUUUUCUUUUGCAAUUUCAUUGUGGGGAGAAUAUAAACCUGUGCUGUCUAUAUAAUAGACCAGCUACAUUAUUUUUAAAAUAAUAGCUUAUAUGCUAUAUCAUAGUAUACGUAAAUAUCAAUAUAAUAAUAAGUAAGCAGUCAAUAAGUAGUAAAGGAUUAAAGUUGCCGUGUUGAUAGUGAACCUUAUUUAAAAUGGGGGAUGUUAGGGGUAUUUAUUUAUUUCAUUUUCUGUUACCAUCUGGACGAUGUAGAUGUAAUGUAGUUGUUUGAGUGACAUUUAUUUUAUCAGCUGACCUUCUUCAAGUUGAUAUGACGUCAUAGUUCAUAUGACGUCAUAGGCUCAAGCAAUUUAAAAAUAAGGGACCCAAUUUUAAGAACUGUAUGUCAUUUUAAGUGUUAAUUAAAUUUUUUCUAGAAAUGUCAUAAUAUAGAUUUGGAAUUUGUAAUGCUUUGUGUCAUUUUUUAGUCACAAUGAUAAUGAUAUGUCACAUAAUUUAGUCACAUUUUAGUACACUUUAUCUUUGAUCACUGUCCCAUAUAUUAUAACGCUCAUGAUUAUUUUUACCACGUUGUUACGAGUUGCUUUUUGUACUUGACAGUAUAUGAUAUUUGAUUAUUUUUAUAGUAUUUUAGCGUUACAUACAUAAUGAUAGCUCUGACGACACCAAAUUUGUAGUCGAUAGUUCCAUGACACGUGAAAUUAUAUAAUUAAUUAUAAUUAUGUAAUUAUAUAUGUUGGCUUCAAUUGAAGAUCUUAUUCAGGCAGUUGCAGUAGUUAUCAUUAUAAAUAUUAUAUUAUAUGAACUUUUGAGGUAUUGAUUCGAGUGAGAAGGUAGCAAUUUUUGAACUUAUAAAACUUUAUCAUAGUAAUAUUACGCAUAUUCUUUGACAUUUUGUACCAUGAUGCCUAAUGUUACAGCUCGCUGCUUAUAGUCACAGUACACUACUGUUUAGUCUUACAUUAUGAUAAUAAUAUAGGGUUUUAGCUAAAUCUGCAACUUUCGCUAACUUUAUUAUCCAAUUAAAGUUAAAUAUUCUAUUUUAACACAGAUUCAGUUGAUAAAUAUUUAAACGUAAUAAGAUGCGAUGACGUAUUUAAGCUUUAUGAUGUUGAAAUGGGAGGGAAAGAGUGGUAUUCAGUAAUCACGGAAAGCCUCAAUUCCGGAAUAUCGUAUUCUCGGCAAAUAGUCCCAGCACUUAAGUAAUAAGUAAUGUAGCAACAACUCUUUAAAUUGGACCACUUAAAUUGGACCAC
Bolinopsis microptera is the source of this 3744-nucleotide messenger RNA. RefSeq names its product KH domain-containing, RNA-binding, signal transduction-associated protein 2-like. Gene Ontology annotation, molecular function: mRNA binding. The coding region runs from base 4 to 945 and encodes 313 amino acids. Gene Ontology annotation, cellular component: nucleus. The transcript has 7 exons. NCBI's taxonomy places the organism in Eukaryota, Metazoa, Ctenophora, Tentaculata, Lobata, Bolinopsidae. Gene Ontology annotation, biological process: regulation of alternative mRNA splicing, via spliceosome. The record is from RefSeq and is a predicted model, not a curated record.